CUACCUAUUGGAAAUGCCUGAGAAAUUUCUUCUGACACGCUGCUCAUUCGUACAGACCAUUUUGAAUGCCCUCAACUCUUGACUCGCAUUAACUUUUGUCAUUUGUUUUUGAUCAACACCCCUCUUUCUGUCUUCUCACUCUGUUCGGUUUCAGUUUUAACUGAAUUGAAAUGGCUUCCUCUUCCACACCCAGGCAAAAUCAAAUUCAAUCAGAAAAUGCUUUUGAUCAGAUUGCACCUUGUUCUGCACCUAAAUCUUCAGAGCCGUGGGACAUAUUCAUUAACCAUCGUGGACCUGAUGUCAAAAAAACAUUUGCCGCUGACAUCCAUCGUAAACUUGAUUCCAUGGGAUUGCAUGUUUUUCUAGAUGUGGAAGCCCUUGAGGCUGGCGAUUCUAUUCCAGCAGAGAUACAACACGCCAUAACUAGUGCUAACCUUCAUAUUGCCAUUUUUUCUCCCAACUAUGCCCAAUCCCCAUGGUGUUUGGCCGAGCUAUCUUUCAUGCUCAAAACUGGUCAAAAAAUCAUUCCCAUUUUUUAUCAUAUUGAUCCCUCUGAUGUCAGAUUUAUAAAAGGAAAAUAUGCCCAUGCAUUCUCAGAGCAUGAAAAGAAGGGCAGAUACACAACCGAAAAGCUUGAUGAGUGGAAGGGGGCACUCUGCAGCAGUUCAUUGCUAUCAGGCUACCUGGUCAGCAAUAAUGAGGAUGAGGCCACAGUUUUGAAGAGUAUUGUGAAUUGUGCAUUGAAAAUCAUGAAAAAAACUCCAUUAUGGGUAGCCGAGCAUCCACUUGGAUUAGAUGAACUGGUACAGGGGUUCGAAUCAGUUGCAAGAGAAGAGACAGUAGACAUCAGGGGGAUCGUGGGCAUGGGAGGUAGUGGUAAAACCACAUUGGCCAAAGAGCUCUUCAACAGAAACCUUUCUUUAUUUGGAAGAUGCAGCUUUGUUUUCGACGUGCGAGAUGCAGCAUCCAGAAAAGCUCUGCCUGACAAACAGAAAAAGCUCCUGGCUGACCUCGGUGUUCGUCAUGAGCCGUUCGACCAUGUAGAUGAAGGCAAGGUCUUUCUCGCAGAUCAUUUGAGCUCUCAUCAGGUACUUAUUGUUUUGGACGACGUGGAUCACAUCGACCAGCUGAAUACUUUACUGCCAAAUAAAGACAAGCUUGGAUCCCAUAGUCUGGUUAUUGUAACUACCCGCGAAUUGGAUGUCCUCAUAUCAUGGGGUCUCUCCCUCCCCUGUAUUUAUAGAAUGCCAGGACUUAACAGGUCACAUGCCGAGCAGCUAUUCUGCUGGCACGCUUUCUUGCAACCCUCUCCACCUCCUGAAUUUGGAACCCUGGUUGAAGAGUUCUUAAAGGCUUGCGAUGGUUUGCCUCUGUCACUGAAGGUAAUGGGUGCACAGUUAUAUGGCAGAAAGUCUAAAGAUUAUUGGAAAUCCCAAUUACGUAAAAUCUUAAAAAAAUUGCCUGGCGAAAUCCAACAAAGGCUACAAGUUAGCUAUGAUGCGCUUGAUGAAGAACAGAGGGAUAUGUUCUUGGAUGUAGCUUGUUUUUUCAUUGGAGAAGAGAAAGAGAGGGCUAUAGCAGUGUGGGAUGGAUCGGGUUGGAUUGGUCUGCAUGGGUUUGAAACACUCCUGAAUAAGUGUCUUGUGGAGCUGGUUGAGGAGCCAGUGUACAGGGUUCUUGAAUUUGUCGUGGAAAAGAGAAUGGAAAAGAGAAUAAGGAUGCAUGAUCACCUUAGGGAUAUGGGAAGAGAGAUUGCAAGCAGACACUCACCAUAUCGUCUUUGGUGUCCACAGCAGAUUGAUAAGCUGAAACAGUCCACGAAAAGAGAGCCGAUCAGAGGGAUACAACCUGCAGAUUCUUUUGUGGCGUUCAAAAAGUACACGCAGCAGUUGAUGGGAAACUCAAUCAGACGAUCUAAGCGCCUUCGAUUCUCAGAUGGAUUACAAAUUCUUUCCGUGAGAGGAAGCGAGUUUACGGAAGAAUUUGCAACAUUAUCAGAAGACCUUGUGAUGCUUGUUUGGAAAGAUUUCCCCCUAAGCCAUGUUCCAUCAUGGCUUACAUUAAAAAAUCCAAGGGUUUUAGAGCUUGAUGGUGCUGAUGAGUUGGAAGAACUAUGGCAGAACAAUUCAGAUCCUCCUUUGCAAUUGAGUGAACUUAUUUUAAGGAAUUGUCGAAAAUUGCAAUGGCUUCCAAGCUCGAUAAGACGUCUUCACCAUCUGAAGAGGCUUGUCGCUCACUUUCCUGGUAGCAGUUUGACAGUGGAGUGCUGGGGCCUCCAAUCACUCGAGAAUUCGCGAUUAUACGCGCCAUUUCUAUCUUCACUACCUGAUGGUUUUGACGAUUUCACAAGCUUGAGGAAUAUAGAUCUGCACAAUUGCAAGCGGUUGAAUAUGUUGCCCGAUUCUUUCAGUCAGCAGAAACACUUGAUAAAUCUAAAUUUAUCAAACUGUGAAACGCUGUCAUCACUACCUGAUGAUUUUGGCAAUUUAACGAGCUUGAGGAGUAUAGAUCUGGGGUAUUGCAAGGGGUUGAAGAUGUUGCCCGCUUCUUUCAGUCAGCUGUUACACCUGACAGAUCUAUAUUUAUCAAACUGUGAGCAGAUAGAAGAACUUCCAAGCUUUGCAGAUUUGCCUUCGCUGAAGAGUUUUAUAAUGUGGGAUUGCCCCAAAGUUGAGAAAAUAGAAGGUUUGGAACAUGCAAAGUCGUUGAACAAAUUGUGGGUUGAGACCCGGUGGAAGGUGCCAGGUAUACAGGGUUUGGAGAAUGUGGAACGAUUACACCUGAAAUGCGAGACCAUAUCAGCUCUGAAACCUUGUAUUCAAUCUAUAAAGGGGAAGGAAAGUCCAAGGAGUGUGUGGAUACAAGGUGGCGUUAACCAUUCGAAGGAGUCAAUUGUAAACACUUUGGAAUUGGAGUUUUCUGACCUUAAGAAGGUCGUCUGGGAUGAUGAUGAUUGGGAUGGACUCAGCGAUGAUGAUGAUGAGAAUAUAAUCAGCGAUCAUUAUGAUGAUGAUGAUGAUGAUGAUGGACUCAGCGAUGAUGAUGAUGAGAAUAUAAUCAGCGAUCAUUAUGAUGAUGAUGAUGAUGAUGAUGAUGAUGAGAAUAUAAUCAGCGAUCAGUAUGAUGAUGAUGAUGAUGAUGAUGGACUCAGCGAUGAUGAUGAUGAGAAUAUAAUCAGCGAUCAUUAUGAUGAUGAUGAUGAUGAUGAGAAUAUAAUCAGCGAUCAGUAUGAUGAUGAUGAGAAUAUAAUCAGCGAUUAGUAUGAUUAUGAUGAUGAUGAUGAUGAUGAGAAUAUAAUCAGCGAUCAUUAUUUGUAUUAUGCAGAGAAAGAGAAAGAAAAGAGCAAAGUGGUAUGUAUAUGGUAUUCACUUUGUCCACCUGGGGGCCAUUUUUUGCGAACAAACGAAGCAAUAGUAGUGUACGGCGAGAAACAAAGAGUUGCGGAGGCCUUUCACCAAUUAUUGGAACUUCUGUAAUAAUUGGCAGGUGCACAAAUGUAUUGUGAGUUGCAUAUCUUAAAGUUUGGUGGACAGCUAUCUAAGAAUUUUUUAAAACAACAGCUGCAGAUAUAAUAAUUGUUUUACAUUCAUAAAAUUAAAUUUUCUUUAUUCAAUAUAAUUAUUAAAUAUGUAUAGGGUAAAUGUUUUCAUUCUUAUGUAAAAAGAUUAAAUGUUAGAGAUUUAAUAUAUUAAUAGUAAUUCUUUUGUUAGUCAUUCUUUAUUUUUAAUA
This is a messenger RNA of Cryptomeria japonica (Japanese cedar), 3729 nucleotides long. RefSeq names its product disease resistance protein Roq1. NCBI's taxonomy places the organism in Eukaryota, Viridiplantae, Streptophyta, Pinopsida, Cupressales, Cupressaceae. Gene Ontology annotation, biological process: defense response; signal transduction. Bases 171 to 3260 code for a protein of 1029 amino acids. Gene Ontology annotation, molecular function: ADP binding. The transcript is spliced from 5 exons. The record is from RefSeq and is a predicted model, not a curated record.